Molecule: messenger RNA, 984 nt
Organism: Beauveria bassiana ARSEF 2860
Lineage: Eukaryota; Fungi; Ascomycota; Sordariomycetes; Hypocreales; Cordycipitaceae
Exons: 2
Coding region: 1-984 (327 amino acids)
Biological process (GO): mitochondrial translation
Cellular component (GO): mitochondrial small ribosomal subunit
Molecular function (GO): structural constituent of ribosome
Source: RefSeq, a predicted model, not a curated record
AUGCCUCCACGCGUCGGCAGCACCCGCGCGCCGCUGGCCGCCGCCGAUGCUCUUCUCCUAUCCUCGAGCCGGCCACGCACCACCACCACUCCCACCCCCUCACCGGCAUGCGCCUUUUCCACGACGCCAUGCUGCGAAAAGAGCAGCGCCGCCCGUCGGCGAAUGUUUGCGUGGAUCAAUAGCCAGAGGGGCCAGGCGCUCGCCAACAACACCGGCCCGGGCUCGCUGAGCCACCACCGAGACGUGCCGUUUCCCAACAAUCCGCUAUUUCGCAGUGAGAAGGUUGUUGGCGAUUCGACGAGGCGCCUCAUCUAUCAGCGCGCUAUGAAGGACGGACAGGCGCUCAAGGCCAUUGCGGCCGAAAUGGGUCUCGAUGUGCGUCGUGUGGCAGCCAUUGUGAGACUAAAGGAGGCACAAAAGCAGUGGACUGAUUCGGGAAAAAAGCUUGCCACACCCUACGCCAAAGCCGUCCAAGGUCUACUCCGGAAAUGGGGCUACUCGCCCGGCGAGCCCGGGCAGGUUCCGUUUGAGCCCGUCAACGACAUCCACGUGCACAGGUACACGAUGCAGCAGCUCUUUGUGCCCGUGGCUGAGUCGACCGAGUUUACCCGCGAAGAUGCGGCGGCCGCCUUUUACGACAACAUGUUGUCCGUCGACAAGCGCUCGCCGCAGACCGGCCUCAUUGACAUGGAGCGUCGAAAUGUGGCCAAGCCCGGCGAGCGCAAGGCCAACUGGCGCGCGUUUUCCGAGGCCGAGCGCCAGCGCGAGGACGAGUUUGCCCAAAAGCUGGCUGCGGAGCAUGAAGCCGAAGAGGCGGCCACGACGCGUGUCAGGUCGGAUAGGUACGAGUUUCGCUUCCGCGAGAUGAACGUGGACGACGUGGGCAAGGAUGGGCGCUCGCCUAAGGGAUUAGGAUCGCGCUAUGGUGCGCCGCACCUGGAUCGCAAGCGGGGCAUGAUCAAGAUUCCCAAGUCGGUGCCGUAG